AUGAUUGAUGUAUGGGAGAGUGAUGAGUGUGAGCGCGCUAUGGCUGUGUUGGGUCCGGGGAAGACGCCUUUCAAUGUCGGCAAUGCACAAAAGGUUAUUGAUAUUAACACGUUCCACAACCGUGCCGGCCACUUGUCCGAACCCAUUUUGAGGCUGUCCGCGAAGCAGCACGGGAUUACCCUCACGGGCACGAUGGACAGCUGUCGAUGGUGCUUGCCGGCGCGUGGGACGAGGGCGCCGGUGCCGAAGCAGGGAGGCGGGUACCGCGGCAAGAGGGCGCCGAACGACGUGUUCCACAUCGACCUCUGCGGCGCGUACACAGCCACCAUCGGCGGCAACCACAACAUGCUAAUCGGUGUGGACGCCGCCACGGGAUGGAUGGUCUGCUACGCCAUGCGGCGUAAGUCGGAGGCGCCGGCGGUCGUCAAGCGCAUGGUCGUGGAUGCCGCCCACAAGGCUGGCACCGCGAUCAAGUGCAUCCGCUGCGACUGCGAUGCCCUCUGGACCAGCGGCGACUUCAAGGAGUUCUGUGCCAGCAUGGGGAUCGCGCUCAAGUACUCCCCUCCCGGAGUGCAGCAGUACAACGGCGUCGUCGAGAGCGCCAUCCAGCGGUGUCACAAGGUGACCAAGGCAUCCCGCCGGGCCGCCCAGGAGCUGCUUGGCCCCGCAGGAUUUUCUCGUGUCCGCGGACUGAGUGUGCGUGGAGAUGAGCUCUGGGCGGAGUCCGAAAAAGACGCCGCGCAGAAGCUGAACCAGUCAGCAUCUCCUUCCAACCCCGGGGGUGCGUUUCCACAGGAACUCUACACCGCCAAGGGAGGCCCUUUUCGCUUGAUCCCGUUCUUCCAGCACGGUUUCAUGUGGGAGCGGCCGGCGACGAGAAUGGACGACAGCGCCGUGCCGUGUUUUUUCCUCAACGCCGGGGACAACCACGCCGACGUCACGGUUAAGGUGCUUCAGGAGAAGACCGCCCACGUGUGCUACACCUCCAAUGUGGCGUGGGCGGCGCUCCCGGGUGCAAUGCUUCAUCAACCCCCCCGCGGGAACUCUACCCACGCCCCAGCAUCUGCCCUUCGAGAUCGUCGCUUCGCCACCGCCUGCUGUUGCUGCCGCCGGACCGUCGCCGUCGCGGCCGCCUCCGGGGCCUGCGUUGUAGCCCGCGCCUUCGCCUGGUGCUGCCGCUCCGCCGCUCCCGAGGCCGCCCGCGUCAUCGACAUCCGCCGUCCCACCGCCGCCCGCUGCUACUGCAGCCGCCGGACCGUCGUCGUCGCCGCCGCCUCCGGGGCCCGCGUUGUGGCCCUCGCCUUCGCCUGGUGCUGCCGCUCCGCCGCUCCCGAGGCCACGCGCGUCAUCGACAUCCACCGUCCCACCGCCGCCGGCUGCUGCUUCCGCCGCCGGAACGUCGUCGUCGCCGCCGCCUCCGGGUUCUGCGCCGCUGUCUCCGUCGCCGCCGCUCCCGGACUGGUCGUGCUCAUCCAUCGAGGCUCAGCAGUCCCCGCGGCAACCGCACCAAGACGGGCGGGUCAGACAGUCGGCAACCGCACGGGGCUUUCUGCCCUAUCGGUGGACCAGCAGUUCCCAUCACUUCAGGAUGAGGCCGUCACCACGCCUCUCCCUCCGACCGAGAUCACCAUGGGGCUGCUGGCUCAAGCAAACGAAGACGUCCUCCUCUCCAUGCUGGAUGCUCGGCGAGUCAUGAACGGCAAGACCAUGCUCCGGCCAGGAUUGGAGGGGGGCGGCGAGCAGGGGGGCGGAGGCGAGCAGCUCGCGAGUGAGGGCGUGGGAGAGAGCAAGGGCGAGUUGCCGGAGGUGGACACCGGAGAGGAGGGAUGCAUGGGGAAUGGUCGGUCGGUCCUUCUGAGUGGGGCGUUCCGCUCGGACUGUGGCGCGUCUUGCGACGCGCGACGACCUCGACUCAGCUGUGCACGAGAUGGAGCCGCCUCUCCUGCGACUAGACAUGCCGCGCUGCCAUGCCAAGGACCUCCGAGUACCCUAGACUUUCAAAGAGGCGAAGCAGAGCGAGCACAGCGAGCAGUUCAUGGAUGCGGCCAAGCGUGGGGUUUUGGAUCACAAGAAGCAGAUGCGUUUAAGAUUGUUGGACCGUAG
Messenger RNA from Ectocarpus sp. CCAP 1310/34, 2103 nucleotides. The record is from the annotation of a GenBank genome assembly. NCBI's taxonomy places the organism in Eukaryota, Phaeophyceae, Ectocarpales, Ectocarpaceae.